Molecule: messenger RNA, 1916 nt
Organism: Zingiber officinale
Lineage: Eukaryota; Viridiplantae; Streptophyta; Magnoliopsida; Zingiberales; Zingiberaceae
Product: casein kinase I-like
Exons: 14
Coding region: 254-1504 (416 amino acids)
Biological process (GO): signal transduction; peptidyl-serine phosphorylation; endocytosis
Cellular component (GO): nucleus; cytoplasm
Molecular function (GO): protein serine/threonine kinase activity; ATP binding
Source: RefSeq, a predicted model, not a curated record
UUAAAUUUUUAGCAGUGAUUGUUUACUAGACUUUGUAUGAUUGACGCCUUCCUAAAACCCUAAUUAGUUCUGAUUGAUGCUGCAACUGAAUUCUUAGGCGCCGAUCCACCUAGUAAUUUCCAUCUCAAGCGGGGGAUCGAUUUUUAGAAGCAUUCAACUGUUAUUGGUUGAUAUAGUGCGCCAAAGCGCCACCGGUCACGGCUCUUCUUGCUCUGAUUUGCUUGGGUUGCCUGCUGGUAUUUCCGGUGUUCGUAUGGAGCCUCGCCUCGGCAACAAGUUUCGCAUAGGUCGCAAGAUUGGAAGCGGUGCCUUUGGGGAGAUAUAUUUGGGUACUAAUACCCAGACGAAUGAGGAAGUUGCUAUUAAACUCGAAAACACCAAGACAAAGCAUCCCCAGUUAUUAUACGAGUCAAAAAUCUACAGAGUUCUGCAAGGAGGAACUGGAAUUCCAAAUGUGAAAUGGUAUGGCAUUGACGGUGAUUAUAAUGUCCUAGUAAUGGAUUUACUAGGACCAAGUCUUGAAGAUAUGUUCAACUUAUGCAACCAAAAACUUUCUCUAAAGACUGUUCUGAUGCUCGCAGAUCAGAUGAUUAAUAGACUGGAGUUUCUACAUUCUAAAUCAUUUCUUCAUCGAGACAUUAAACCAGAUAAUUUUCUUAUGGGUGUCGGAAAGCGAUCUAACCAGGUAUAUGUCAUUGAUUUUGGCCUAGCCAGGAAGUAUAGGGACAGUUCAACUCAUCGACAUAUUCCAUAUAGAGAGAACAAAAACUUGGCAGGGACAGCAAGAUAUGCGAGUGUGAACACUCAUCUUGGCAUUGAACAAAGUAGGAGGGAUGACUUAGAAGGCCUCGGAUAUGUCCUUAUGUACUUUCUAAGAGGAAGCCUACCAUGGCAAGGUCUUAGAGCCGAAACAAAGAAGAAGAAGUAUGAGAAAAUUAGUGAGAAAAAAGUUGCCACAUCAAUUGAAGCUUUGUGUAGGGGAUUUCCUUUCGAGUUUGCUUCAUACUUCCAUUAUUGUCGCUCAUUGCGAUUUGAUGAUAAGCCUGAUUAUGCAUAUAUUAAGACAUUGUUCCGUGAACUUUUUUUUCGUGAAGGUUUUCAGUUUGAUUAUGUAUUUGAUUGGACUAUAUUGAAGUAUCAACAGCAGUCAGAAAUAGUUGGUGCCCCCCCACGUGCUAUUGGUCUUGGUGCUGGUUCAGGCUCUGACAUGGUUCCUCCUUUCACUAAUGUUAAGCAGUCAGGCUGUGAGGAAUGGCGAGCAAGUGAUUUGUUUAAAGUAGAUCCUUCUCAUUGUGUAGAACUCACACCUCCAACUGCAUAUGUUAGCAGCUUGGCAUAUCAGAAUGCUCCAGUAGCUAAUGAUCCAUCUGUCAGUAAGGAUGCGCCGUUUUCCAGUUCAAUUUCUUUGGGACGGCCAAACAAGUGCUCAAGGGGAGCUGCUGUUUCUGGUAGCAGAAAUAUGGUUGUCUCAGACGUGGAUCAAUCCAAGAGUCAAAUUGCAUAGGCCGUCUUGAGGAUUUUUAGUAAACUUUCAAAUGGCCAGAGAAAUGUACAAACAAUUUCUAUGGAGCCAAGACAUACUUUCAGAAGAGAUCUAUCCUCAAGUAUCACGAAUCCACACAAGACUCUAAAUGUUGGACAGUGAGAAAAUGAAAUAACCAACAAGUGCCGACAACUCUCAGCAACAUCUUUUAUGUUCGUCAAUACUCUCUUGUAUAUCAAAGAAUUCUCCAUCUCGUCUCUUUCGCAUCAAUUGUUAACCAUGCAAAUUGAUAUUAAUUUAGAAAUUUCUUAUGUUUAUAUACUCGUAAAACCAUCAUUUUUGAAGCCUUGAUUACAGGCUGACACGAGAAGCCUUCUGUAUAUAUAUCACUGAAUUGACAUUUUAUCAAAAUUCUUAUCCGAGUUGAAUACUA